GUGAAAUCAAUGUGUUGUAGGAUGGCUAAAGAAGUUGUUCACUGUACAUAAAAUCCAUUUGUUUUGUUUAUUUAGCGGUGUGUGAUCAAGGCAGACAUGGCACACCGAUAUCUCCACCUCUCCAGAGGCUGUAGGAACCUUUACAGCAUUCUGCCUAAUUUUAGAUCAGCACAAGCAACGCGACUGGUAUCUACCCAGACUCAAGACCUGCAGAAACGAGUGGUGCUUUCUCAGGUGUUGGACGCGUACAGAAGGUUAUGUUCAAAACCUCCGAAAGGAUUUGAAAAAUACUUCCCGAAGAACGGCCAGUCCAAGCCGCCCAACGCAGAGGCCCAAGAGGGCAAAGCGAACAAUGCACAAAAGAACUCUGGGAAGUCUGAUGGUGGAGGAGGAGGAGGAGCUGGAGCUGGUGGGGGCGGAGGCAAAAAGGGAGGAAAGAAGGAUGAAAGCUGGUUCAGCCGUUUCCAAAAGGGGGAUAUUCCGUGGGACGACAAAGAUUUCCGCAUGUACUUUAUGGUCUCAGCGAGUUUUUGGGCUGCAGUCAUGUAUUUCUUCUUCCGGGAUACAGGAAAAGAAGUCACCUGGAAGGACUUUGUUAAUGGCUACCUGGCUAAAGGAGUCGUCGACAGGUUGGAGGUUGUGAACAAGCGCUUUGUAAAAGUUGUAUUCUCUUCGGGAAAAGCGGAAACCGAUGGGAAAUAUGUGUGGUUCAACAUCGGAAGCGUGGACACAUUUGAGCGGAAUCUGGAGACGGCUCAGACGGAGCUGGGCAUCGAAGGGGAGAACAGACUGCCUGUGGUUUACUCCACUGAGAGUGAUGGCUCUUUCCUCCUCAGCAUGCUCCCCACCGUACUCAUCAUAGGCUUCCUGCUGUUCAUGCUGCGGCGAGGGCCCGCGGGUGCGGGGAGGCCCGGGAGGGGCAUGGGCGGCCUGUUUAGCGUCAGCGAGACCACCGCCAAAGUGCUGCGUGACGAGAUCGACAUCAAGUUCAAGGACGUGGCUGGGUGCGAAGAGGCCAAGCUGGAGAUCAUGGAGUUUGUUAACUUCCUGAAAAACCCCAAGCAGUACCAGGACCUUGGGGCCAAGAUCCCCAAGGGUGCUAUUCUGACCGGACCUCCCGGUACUGGGAAGACCCUGUUAGCCAAGGCGACUGCGGGUGAAGCGAACGUCCCCUUCAUUACCGUUAACGGCUCUGAAUUCCUAGAGAUGUUCGUGGGUGUCGGUCCAGCCAGGGUUCGAGACCUGUUUGUUUUAGCACGUAAGAACGCCCCCUGCAUCCUCUUCAUAGAUGAAAUCGAUGCGGUGGGAAGGAAAAGAGGCAGGGGCAGUUUCGGAGGGCAGAGCGAGCAGGAGAACACGCUCAACCAGCUGUUAGUGGAAAUGGACGGGUUUAACACGGCCACCAAUGUAGUGGUUCUGGCUGGUACGAACAGACCGGACAUCCUGGACCCAGCACUGAUGAGACCUGGACGCUUCGACAGGCAGAUAUAUAUUGGUCCUCCAGAUAUUAAAGGCAGAGCGUCGAUAUUUAAAGUUCAUCUCCGACCACUGAAGCUGGACACGGAACUGGACAAGGAGAGUUUGGCCAGGAACAUGGCUGCCCUCACACCUGGUUUUUCAGGCGCUGACAUCGCUAAUGUGUGUAACGAGGCAGCUUUGAUCGCAGCUCGGCACCUCUCCGACGCCAUCACGCAGAAACAUUUUGAGCAGGCAAUCGAGCGUGUGAUCGGAGGCUUAGAGAAGAAGACGCAGGUGUUGCAACCUGAGGAGAAAAAGACGGUAGCUUACCAUGAGGCAGGACACGCCGUAGCUGGGUGGUACCUGGAGCACGCAGACCCUCUGUUAAAGGUGUCCAUCAUCCCACGUGGUAAAGGUCUAGGCUAUGCUCAGUACCUCCCAAAAGAGCAGUACCUCUACACCAAGGAGCAGCUGCUGGACCGGAUGUGCAUGAUGCUCGGAGGCCGUACCGCCGAGGAGAUCUUCUUCAAUCGCAUUACUACCGGAGCGCAGGACGAUCUAAGGAAGGUGACGCAAAGCGCGUACGCACAGAUAAUGCAGUUUGGGAUGAACGAGAAAGUGGGUCCGGUAUCGUUCGACCUCCCAAGACAGGGAGAUCUGGUUCUGGAGAAGCCAUACAGCGAGGCGACGGCCCGCCUGAUCGAUUCGGAGGUGCGGGAUCUCAUCAACAACGCCUACGAGAGGACGAAGAAGCUGCUGACGGAGAAGAAGGCGGAUGUCGAGAAGGUGGCGCUGCGCCUCCUGGAGAAGGAGGUUCUGGACAAGAGCGACAUGGUGGAGCUCCUGGGCCGGCGACCGUUUGCCGAAAAGUCGACGUAUGAGGAAUUCGUGGAGGGCACCGGAGGACUGGACGAGGACACGUCACUCCCCGAGGGACUGAAAGACUGGAAUAAGGAACGAGAGAGCGAAAAGGAGGAGAGCACGGACGAGCAGGUGGCGCGCCAGAUCACAGGCGACAGGCCGUUCUAAAUACAGUCCUCCACCAGAGGGCGACAUUUACAUGAGGGAGCAGAAUAAUUUAAUGAAGGUCAGGUAGGUAUUGAGGCAGGGGCUGGUCACGUGACCUUCCUGAGCCACACCUAGACCUUCGUGUGUGUGUGCUGCAUAGCAGAAGAUGAAGAAGAGAUUAUUAUUAUUAUUUUUUUAAACAAAGAGGUGUUCUAGCCAUCGGUCAGUGAUGCACAGGGUGCUGCUGAACAUGAGCAGACGUAAUGAAUUUUCCUUAAAAAAUGUGUCAAAUGAAAGAAAAAAAACCACACAAAUAUUACAUCAAAUGAUAAUAUUUCUUGUCAUGGUUGCUUCUGUGAAGAUCUCAUACCACACGGUGCGUCGCUGGUGUCUGCUUUGUAAAUCAGAUCAUGUACGCAGAUUAAAGUAACACAGUGUUUCUGCUAGGAUGCACAAUGUUCACUAAAUAUGAGGAAAGGGUUGAUUUCCAGAAUAAAGUGGAAAAAGCAUGAUGUCAUCUUAACACUGUUGUCGAGCACUUGGUUACUGCAUUUUCUGCAGGUUUUUUUAUUUUAUUUAAAGUAAUACUUCAGGGUUGUUUAAAUUAAUUCCUGCCUUAUGCAUGCACAACUACAACAAUUGGGUUUCCCUGUACUAAGAACGAAAUGUCAUAAAUUGUUUGCUUGAAUGUAUUUGUAGGUCGAGUCGAAUGUUCUUGUACUUCUCUACCAAAGCGUUCUCAUUCUUGCGCCAUGUUUGUUCUGGUUUGAAUUUCUCAUACUGCUAUUUUUUCAUUUAUUGACUUAAUUAAACAGCGGUCUCGACACUUUUUUAAAAACUUUUUUCCCCCCUUAGCCCAGAUGUAGUGGAAGGAUACAGAAAAAAAUGCUUCAACUUGUAAUAAGCAGGCACUUCGUGUAUAUCACCUGUGUGUGUUAAUAAACCUUUAUGUGUAGUGGAAAAGUAUAUUUCCACUUUACAAAUAAAAUACUUUAAAAAUAAAAAUGACCAUCAAAAGAGACAUAAAAGACAUAAUUUUUCUACCUGCUGUUACAAAAGUGACAAAACAAAUAUAGCUACAAAUACACUUGUUUUUUUGAUAUUCCAUUACAUUGAAUAAAACUAUAAACAGAUAAAGUGUGUGUGUGUGGGAAAGUAUAUAGUUUAAUGAAUUAAAAAAUCACUUCUUAGCUGUGAUGUAAAUGAAAUAAAGCACUUCAGGAUUUAGUUUUUGGAAAAUAAUAAACUUCAGGGUGGUAACAGAAACUCUGCAUCAUCACACCACAUUAUAUUGUUAUUGAUUAUGUACCUGUAAGAACACACCACUAAGCUCAUUAUUUGUUAUUUAUGAAUUCGUAAAACAGAAAUUAUAUCUGAAUACAAAUCCAUUCGAUAUCAGGAUCAGGUUUUGUGCAGCAGCAUUGAGUCUGGGUUGUGUAAUAAUACCUGUACUUUUUUGUGGGGAAAAAAAUGUUUACAAUAAAUGUAGA
This is a messenger RNA of Clarias gariepinus (North African catfish), 3956 nucleotides long. RefSeq names its product AFG3-like AAA ATPase 2 (gene afg3l2). Gene Ontology annotation, biological process: mitochondrial protein processing; protein-containing complex assembly. Lineage: Eukaryota; Metazoa; Chordata; Actinopteri; Siluriformes; Clariidae. The record is from RefSeq and is a predicted model, not a curated record. Gene Ontology annotation, molecular function: ATP-dependent peptidase activity; ATP binding; ATP hydrolysis activity. Gene Ontology annotation, cellular component: m-AAA complex; membrane.